AUGGGACUUACCAAGACCUACAAGGAUGGGACGACUCCAAUCGUCUGCAUCAUUGGCUCUGGGUUUUCGGGCAUGUGUGCCGCUAUUCGCCUUCAGACCCAGCUGAAUCUCAAGACAUACACCAUCUUUGAGCUGGAACCCGAGCUUGGAGGCACCUGGUGGUCCAACACCUACCCUGGCUGUGCCUGUGAUGUCAAGUCUAUCAACUACCAGUUCUCAUUCGAACCCAAUUACGAAUGGAGCACGACAUAUGCGGGACAGCAGGAGAUCUGGGAGUACCAACGUCAAGUUGCCAAAAAGUACAACCUCUACGAAAAGAUCCGUUUCAGGACCGAGGUCACCCAUGCCGAAUGGCACGAGGAGCUGCAACAAUGGGUCCUGGACUGGAUCAACCACAACACUGGCGAGACAGGACAGACCAACGCCGAUAUAGUCUUUUCUGGAAUGGGACCUCUGAGAAUCCCGCAAAUCCCUAAACAGUUUGAGGCCUUUGAGGGACCCAAGUGGCAUACUGCUCAGUGGAACCAUGAUUAUGAUUUGACCGGCAAGCAUGUUGCUGUUGUUGGGAGUGGUGCUAGCUCGAUCCAAGUAGUCCCCGCAAUCGUCGACAAGGUAAAGAAACUCGAAUUCUACCAACGAUCCGCAACCUACAUCAUCCCCCGUAGGAACGUAAGCAACUCGGCCUUCUGGAAGUUCCUCUUCAAACACAUCCCCUUCGUCCACUUCCUCUACUACAAACUCACCUACUGGUCCAACGAAUCCAUCAUCCGCAUCUUCAGCACCAAAUGGCAACACGCCCUCACCCGUCGCGUCGCCAUGCUCCUCGCCUGGUCUUAUCGGUUCUACCAGAUCCGUGACAAGCAGCUCCGUGCCAAGAUGACGCCCAAUUAUAUCUUGGGGUGCCGUCGAAUUGUCGUCUCGUCGGAUUUUUACCCGGCCCUAGCUAGGAAGAACGUUUGCGUUCACACGGCGACGAUCAAGGAUGUCAAGGGACGGACGUUGAAGCUUAGCGAUGGGUCGCGGCAGGAAGUGGAUGCGCUGGUGUUGGCGACCGGGUUCCAUGUUAAAGAUAGCCUUGCGGAGGGGUUUGUUAUUGGCAAGGACAAAUGUGAUCUCUUCAAGGUCUGGGGCCAGGAUCCCAAGACUUACUACGGCAUCACAUCCGCCGAAACUCCCAACAUGUUCUUCCUCCUCGGACCCAACACCGGACUCGGCCACAACUCGGUCCUAUUCAUGAUCGAAACAGCCUGCGAAUACGCAAUUAUGACAAUCUCGCACAUGAUGGACAAGAACCUCUCCUCCAUUCAAGCAACACCCAAGGCCUGCAAGGACUUUGUCGACGAGGUCGAGGAAAAGAUGAAGGGCAUGGUCUGGUCCUCGAACUGCAAGUCCUGGUACCAGAACGAGCAGGGCAAAGUCACUGCCCUUUGGUGGAGUACUUGUACACAUUACUGGUGGAGACUGAGGAAAUUCCGACCCCAGCAUUUCGUGGGUGUGCAGCGAUCCAAGGUUCCUGCUGCUAUUCGCGCGUGA
This is a messenger RNA of Linnemannia hyalina, 1533 nucleotides long. NCBI's taxonomy places the organism in Eukaryota, Fungi, Mortierellomycota, Mortierellomycetes, Mortierellales, Mortierellaceae. The record is from the annotation of a GenBank genome assembly.